This is a messenger RNA of Symbiodinium sp. CCMP2592, 5928 nucleotides long. The record is from the annotation of a GenBank genome assembly. Lineage: Eukaryota; Dinophyceae; Suessiales; Symbiodiniaceae.
AUGGAAGUGCUAACGGAGGGUCACUCCAAGCUUCUUGCCUUGACCUGGCCAGAGUCAGGGAGGACCGCACCCGUUGCAGAGGCCUUGUGCGUCCCGAUCAUGAAAAGGCGGGAGGGAGUCAUGCUCUGCAUUCCUUGCGGCUUUUUGUCUCUUGCGGCCCUGGACGAGGGCGACGGUGCCGAGGCUCUGUCUUUGAUGGGCCCUUCUUUUCAGUGCACGGUUCCCUUUGGGACGCUGGACGAGCAAGGGGCCGAGCAUCCUCUGGACAUAGAGGCGGCAGUCCUCUUGCUGGAUGUGAGCGUCGACGUCCUUCCCUUGUUGAGGGAGGUGGGGGACGACAUGGUGUCAGACACCAUCUUCCCGUUCGUCAUGCACCAGCCCGAGGCUUUUCCCCUCUCAGAGGAUCUCCUGGCCGCAGCCAGGAAGUGGAUUGCGGAGUCCCCCGAGGACCGGUGCGCCUUCUAUUCGGCUCAGGAGGAACCGCCUGCCGAAGAGCCCGCAGUAGAAGGAAAGGCCAAAGCCAAGAAAGCCCAGGCAAAGCGAAAGGUCACCACGGCGGACCUUGCGCAGCAGAUGUCCCUCCUCACGACUAUGUUGCCGCAACUUGCCGAGCAACUUACGGCCGUCAAGGAGAGGCAGGAACAGCUGGAGAAGCAUGUGCAACCAGGCGCCUCCGAGCCGGCUCCCAGCCCUGCAAAGCCUGCUCAUCAACAGCCUUUUCUCCCGCCUCGUGGCCCUGGACUUCCUGUGGCCAAACAGGCCUCGCUGCUAGGGCCUCCUCCGAGGACAAGGCCCGUGGAUCAAGCUGGUGCUGCGGCUGUUGUGCCGACUGUCUUGGCCGAGAAGCCUCCAUCGGCUCCGGCCCCCGCGGAUGCUUUCCAAGCGGCCAUGCUUCAGCAGAGCCAGGCCUUGUCGGCCCUAGUCGGGCAACUCGUGGCUCAGCAAGACGGUGGGCUGGGCGACCUAUCCGCCUCAGGCUCUACGAGCUAUGUGGGCUCGAAAGGUGCUGCCCGUCGGGAGAAACUCCAGAGUGCCCUUGCCGCCCGGAGCGGGGACUUCUACCUUGCUGUGCUUCAGGCGGCUUCGCGGAGGAUGCGCCCGUCUUCCCCUUGCCCGACAUCCGUCGAAGACUGCUCGGGUCAGGUGUCCAUGUGCCAGUACCUCGAGCGGUUCGGUGGCUACGCAGGGCACCGCGAGACAGGUUACAUCAUGUGGUCUUUGGCUCAUAUCAUGGAUUGCUUGACGGCCGAGGAUUACGCUGGGGCCCGCGAGCACGUUGCCCUGACCGCCGUGGCGAUCGACCAGUCGGUCAUAGACGGUGGCCGUUGGGACUUUGCAUGGCUCCUGACGUUGUUGGAAGAGCCACCGGCCCAGCUCUUUCAUGGAAGGGGGCUGGUUGCGAAUCCGAGGACAAGGGCGUUCUCGCCUUUGUCCCCGGUCGGCUGGACCACAUGUGCCCUUCAGUAUCUCAAGGAGGUCGACCUGAUAACGACCAGGAGGCUGGAGACCUUAGGGCCCACGCGGCAGCAGGCCGCCCCACCCGCCGGGGAAAGCGAGGGACAGGACGCCAACAAGCCAAAGAAGGGGCCGCGGCUUGCCAAGCCUGCGCCGCCUUCUGAGGUGAUCUUCCCGAUGCCUCUUCCUUCUGUUGGCUCCUUUGCCAGCUUCUCUCUGGAGCGCAGCCAGCGUUUUCGGAGGCGUGUUAUGCACCACCGUCUCCUGCACAUUGUGUGUAUGGCUUUGAAUUUCCUGCACUCGAACUUUGUGCCAAUCCCUCUCUCUGUGCUCCAGCGGCCCUUGAAUGCUGCACAGCGAAGUCUUGUUGCGCAUCUUGGCCGGCAUUUGAAGGCGUUCGGUGCCUCAGCCGGUGAGUUUGUUCUUGCCGACUCCGGCCGCCGCAAUCCCCAAUUAAUUGCAAGAUUGUCUGAGCUAACGAGUUUUCUUGCCGCAUCCGCUGCGGCCACGGGGGACCCUUAUGCUGAUCGUUCAGGCACUGUCGUCCCAAUGCACAACGAGGCCCAUGCCGGGCUUGACCCCUUCCGGAGUCUGAACACCUCUCGCCUGAAGCUCUCGGGGCAGGGCCUUUGGAAUCCCUUGCCCCAUCUUCCCGAGGAGCUUUACAUGGCUUUUGCCGAGCCCCGGUCCUUACUACAUGGGCUGCCACCUCCGGCUUCCUUUGUCCCGGUCUGGACCCGAGAGUCCCCUUCUGAGGUUGCCUCUUUAGCUAGGCUUUGGGAUAGUUUGGGGUUGCUUCGCCUCACGCCGGCCUUGCUUUCACCUUCGGAGAGCUAUCUCCUUGCCAGGGCCUUCAACUGCUACAAGGGGCCGGACAAGGACAGGAUGAUCAUUGACCGUAGGGGCCAGAACUGGGCCGAAUCCCGCCUCUCAGGUCCCAGCCUUUACAUACCUGUUGGGCCCAUGUUGGGGAUGCUGGAAGUUCGGCCGCAUGUUCAGUCCGUCUACUGCGCCGCGGCUGACAGGAAAGAUUUUUACCAUCAGCUUCGGGCUACUGGGCCUAAGGCGCUUUCCAACCGUUUGGGCCCAGCCCUUCCCCUGGUUGCUGUUCGGGACAUGCAGGCCUUCCAGCACUUGCUUCCUUCCGAGGGGCCCGGUGGUGCCUGCGACUCCGCCGGCCGGCGCUCUGCUCGAAGAGCGUCUCUUCUUUUUGACCCAGGGCAUUAUUUUGUAUGCUUUGGGGCUGUCGCGCAAGGAGACCAUCUUGGGGUAGAGGUCGGAACUUCAGCCCACGAGAAUGUUCUACUUGCUGGGGGCCUUCUCUCCGAGGAUGUUAGGCUGUGCUCCAAUCGGCCCUUCCGUGGCCUCACCGAGGCCCAGGGCCUCGUCAUUGACGAUUAUUUCGCCCUCUGUGUCAAGGAUCUCCGGGAUCCUUCUGGCCCUGUGUGUGUGGACCGGCUCCGGCUUGCCAAGGACAUCUACCAACAUGAGGGGCUGGUCGGUUCGGAUGAUAAGGACAUUUGGGGCGAGCCCAAGGCCAAGAUAGCCGGUGCUGAAAUCUGUUCGGGCCCGGAGACCCGCUCUCGAGGGCUUGUUACCGUUGCGGCCCCAGCUGAGAAAAGGAUCGCCUUGUCGCUUCUUUCUCUUGAAGCUGCCCGGCUUUCGCAUGUGACCGACGCCCUUUGGCUUUCGCUUGUCGGCAGUUGGACGUCGGCAGCCCUGUUUCGCCGGCCGCUCAUGGCUGUGUUCUCUGAGGUCUACAAGGUUGCCCCUGCAGGUGCUGCAAAGGCUUCUAGGCCGAAGCUGUUUUGCUUGACGAGCCGGGCGGCUGCCCAGGAAAUUACUCUUGUGAGUGUUCUGGCUCCUUUGGCUGCCUGCGACCUUUCGGCACCCUUUGUUGAGGAGCUCUUUGCUACCGAUGCCUCGGAGCAGAAGGGCGGGUACACAGUUGCCCCGCUCGGUGUUGAGGUGAUUCGGCCUCUUUGGCGCACGGCCUCCCGCAAAGGGGGUUACAGCCGCCUCUUUUCAAAGGAGGAGAUGGUCCUUGCCCGCUUUGAAGAUAGAGAACCCUUUGACCUCAGGAUGGUUGAUGAAGGUGAUGUGUCGGACCCGUCCUGGCCGCUUGCAUACCAUUUUGACUUCCUUGAGGUCGGCGCUGCAGGAGGUCGUGUUUCGGAGCUACUGCGGGCCAGAGGCCGAGUUGUUGGCCCGGUCAUUGACCCUGCCAACAGCCCCUUCUACGACCUCUCGGCCGACCGAACCUUUGAGUGGCUUUGCUUCCUGCUGCAGCACAACCGGGUCAAGUGCCUCUUUGUUGUGGUUCCACCGUCUGUGCUGGGCUCUUCUCAAGCCCCUGGUUGUUCUGAAAAGCGCGGCCUUCGAAGGCCCUCCUCCGUCGCUUGCCGUAGCCUUGCCUUGGUUGCGUGUGCUCGUGCUUGCGGGGUCCUGGCUCUGCUCUUGUACCGUGGCGCUGAGGGCCCGGUGCUUGCCUCGCGUUUGUCGCGUUUGCGGGCCUUUGGAGCCAUCCCUGGUUCCACGUGUUUUUGUGCUUUCGGGAGCGCUGGCUGCUUGGAUUGCAAGUUCCUCGCUUUUGGCCUUGACCCGUCUCCCUUGACAGUGCCUUGCUGCCGCCGGCCCUUUAGAGCCAGGCAGCCUGCUCAUCAGCAGCCUUUUCUCCCUCGCCUCUUGGCCCAGGCUUUGGCCACUGAAUUCGACUCUGCUCUGCGUCGUGUGUCCCAUGUGAAGUCUCUUCGGCGUCUCCAGCCACUUGGUCUCGAAAACCAUCUCCUGAAUGAUAUUGUGCUGUCCCUGCAUUGGGAAGUUGGCGACAGUUGGUGCUGGCGGUCUGCCUCCCACAUCAACAUCCUGGAAACAGCUUCUGUGCUCAGGCUGAUCCGCACGUUGGCGCGCCGCGGGCCCUGUCGUGUUGUGAUCUUGGUGGACUCCUCGGUUGCACUCCAUUCCUGCGCCAAGGGCCGCAGCCCGUCUAGAGGCCUCAGCCCUGUUCUGAGAAAGAUCGCUUCCCUUUGCCUCCUUGCAGGCAUUUAUCCUGCCUUCCACUUCGUGCCGACUCGCUUGAAUCCGGGCGACUGUCCCACCAGGGACCUUGUGCUUCCAGACCCUGCCCCUGCUUCCUUCUGGCCUGGACUUGGCAUCGAUGAACUAUACGAGGGGCUGGCCUUGCCCAAGCUUCGCAGGUGGGCUUCGAAUUGGGCUCGCUUGGUCUGCCUAGUUGCCUCGUGCCCUCCUGCCUUCAGACCUCACCUUGGCUGGCGUCAGCACCACUGUGGCUCUCGCCUCUUUGAUUCCACCCUCGGCUUCCCCGGUGAAGGGCCUUUCUUCAGGGUUUUCGGGGUUUUGGGUUGGUUUCAGGUAGCUCUCGCCAUGCCUAGCCAUGUUUUGCUGCCCCGCCACGCUGCCGAUGAAAAGCGUUCUGCUGCGAGGGCCACUGCGAUUCUGGUCGAAGGUCGCCCAGUUGAGCCAGUGACGCAACGGCGUCGCGACAAACUGCUCGAAGCUUUUGGGAGUUGGCUGCUGGAUCAAGGCGUUGUCUUUAGCGACCUCUUCGACCUGUCUCCUUUGACUACAAAAAAGCUGAAUGGCUAUUUGGUGGGCUAUGGAAGGCAGCUUUUUGAUGCUGGUUGGCCUUAUUCCCACUACUCCGAAGUUAUCAACGCCAUAUCAAGUAAAGAGCCUGCUUUGCGAAGGUCUUUGCAACCGGCCUGGGACCUGGCUUUUGCUUGGCUGAGGGAGGAGCCCCAUUCUCAUCAUGUUGCUCUUCCCUGGCAGGUUCUUCUUUCAGCGAUCACGCUAGCACUGCUUUGGGGCUGGCCGCGUGUUGCUGGGAUGCUGGCUUUGACUUGGGGAGCUGUCAUGCGAGUUGGUGAAACUUUGGCCGCCCGCAGGUGCGACCUUCUGUUGCCGGAGGAUGUACAACACACCAUUGGUUAUGCUCUGGUUUCGAUAAGUGAGCCGAAGACCCGCUUUAAAGCUGCCCGCCACCAAUCGGCUAAGCUGGACCAACCAGACCUUCUGGAAAUAGUGCAGUUUGCUUUUGGCAGCCUGAGCCCGGAGAGCAAGCUCUGGCCUCUUUCGCCCUCGACCCUGCGGAGCCGCUUUGAUUCUCUGAUGGUGAGACUGGGUACCCACCGCUGGGAAGGCCAAGGGUCUCGGUCCUUGGACCUUGGCUCGUUGAGAGCCGGUGGUGCGACCUGGCUGCUUCAAACUUCAGAGGACUCUGAGCUGGUUAGGAGGCGAGGGCGAUGGCUCAACAGCAGGACAAUGGAGAUUUAUAUUCAGGAGAUUUCGUCGAUCCAGUUCGUGCAUCGACUGACUUUGGAGACGCGCCGUCGAGUCUUCUCCCUGCUGGACUCUUUCAGGUCAGUGCUGCUCCUCUCGAAGCAGCUGCAGGAAGCAUCGACGCCGUGCCAUCAGUGGUUUUUCUUCUUUGCCGGUGGCGCGCGCCAUUCGUAA